Melanotaenia boesemani (Boeseman's rainbowfish) is the source of this 1254-nucleotide messenger RNA. RefSeq lists its product as uncharacterized. The record is from RefSeq and is a predicted model, not a curated record. The coding region runs from base 156 to 701 and encodes 181 amino acids. NCBI's taxonomy places the organism in Eukaryota, Metazoa, Chordata, Actinopteri, Atheriniformes, Melanotaeniidae. The transcript has 2 exons.
GUGCGGCACUACAGUGUCGUUUCCGGUACUAAUUUGUUUUGGCUACGGACUGAACCUGUGUAACGCAUCGUGUUUAACUUAAACAGUGGAAAAAUAAAAGGUAGUUUUUGUUGGCAAAUGAUUAAGAUAACGCCGAUUUGACAUAUUUGAAGUUAAUGGCCAAGAGACGCGCUGAGGACGCCCUGUUGCACGACUCUCCCUCUAAAAGAUACUGCCGUUCACUUUGCAGUGUUGACAUCCAGGCUGAGAGCAUGGCUACCAACGGGAGUGUGAGUGCGCCAUCCUUGCUAGCCUUGUUGGGAACUCGCUGCAGAAAGAGGCCCUGCUAUUUUGAUGAUGAGGAGAAACCAGAGGAUGCAACUCCUUACUUUAGGACAGCACUGUGCGACACGGGGAAGCAUACAGAAAAUAUUUUGACGGUGCCAAUUUCUAGAAGUUUCCAGGACCGUCGCAGCUCCUGCACAUUCCCCAAUAAGAAGCGCCCUCGAGAGGACAGCACUGGCUCAGAGAAGUCUAUCCACAACGCUAAUGACAAAACACAUGGAGACAAGCGCUCUGAAGACUGCACUUAUAAUUCUUUCCAGUAUUGGAGGGUCCCCCUACCCGACCUGGACCUUUCACUGCUUGAAGACACCAGUGACCAUUCCCAAAUAAAAGAGAAGCCAAAAGUCGGUGAUUGUUCAGACGCUAUGGAAACCUGAAGAUGAUGAGGACCAGAAGUUUGUUAUAAGCUGCCUUGAUGUUUUAAGAAAACAUGAUGAGGACAGUAUGAUGCUCUGAUGCCAGUAGACACAUUAGAAGUUCAUAAGGAUUCUUGAACUCCAUCCAUGUGUGAUUGAGCAACUGGAUGUUGCAAAGUAGGCGAUGGAAAGCCUCAGGCAGGUCUGUGAUGUCAGUGACUUAAAUGAAGCAACAGUAUUGUGGUGACAUUUUAGUGAAUAUAUGAAGGAACCCAUCCAUCCCGUUGUAUAGCUUGUGUGAGCAGUAUAAAGGGCCGACUCCUGUUCAGAGGUCACCUUCUAUUUUAUUUUGUUUUAGCACUAACUUUUUGUAGAACAACUUUGAAAACGAGCUUGGUUGACACGUUCGUUUCUGCUCAUAAUCACCCACUGCCAUUUACAGCCUGCUUGAAACAGCUUUCCAAGUUGCGGUCUCAUAUCAGUUGUUAGUGCAUGAUGUAUGGGCCUUUUUUACUGCAGAUUUUUUUUUCUCUUUUCAUUUAUUUUAACUUCGCAAUAAAUAGUUUUUCAUCAA